CAAUAAACAGCUGUCAACUCAAUUCUAUUAGCGAAACGUCAUCACUUAUUUGUCUAUUGAGUAAAAAUUGUCGUGAUUGCGUGGAAAAUUGUAUAUUUUCAAUCAUAAUUUUCUGUACAAAUACACAAUAAUAUGGAGUAAAUAGUGUUAAUUGUGUUGUAAAGUUGCAGGAAAAUAUAAUAGUAUAUAUUAUUAUAUUACAACAAGUGAACGUUAAUCGCGAAGCUACUAACGAAGUACGUGUGUGUGUUUCGGUGCUUCUGCUGCGGUGGAAUCCGUUGCUUAGAAGAAAAAAUUUAUACAAAUUUAAUUGCAAAUUUUACUAAUAAUGACGUUGCCCGGUAAUGGAAUCUUCGUGGUGCGGGAGCAAAUGUCCACGCUAAUGACGGCAAUGCGCCGUGGCUCGCGUUGGAACUCUACCGCCUACGUGGACGAAGAAAAGGAUGGUUUAAUGAAAUUGUUCGUUAAUCUUAAGGAGAUAUUGAAAGGUGUUGAAGACUUAAGAUUGAUAGAUCCCAAUAUAUUUCUGGCGCCAUUUUUGGAAGUGAUACGAACAGAUGAGACUACGGGUGCGGUCACCAGCUUAGCGCUGGAAGCGAUUAAUGAAUUUCUUUCAUCAGGAUUAAUUGAUCCCACCUCAACCAAUCUCGCUGUUACAGUGGAGAAUAUAGUCGAUGCAGUUACACAUGCCCGCUUCAUGGGCACCGACCAGUCAUCAGAUGGCGUUACACUCUUCUGCGUUGUUGAAGUUUUACACACACUUAUGCGUUCGCCCGAGGGUUCCGUGCUCAGCAAUGAAGCCGUGUGUGAGGUUAUGCUGAGUUGUUUUAAAAUAUGUUUUGAACCGCGCCUAAAUGAACUGCUGCGUCGUUAUGCUAAAAAGGCUUUGAAAGAUAUGGUGUGGUUGCUCUUCAUGCGUUUGCCACAAUUCUCUGAAGAUCGUAAUGCUGCAAAUAUUUUGCGCAAAUUCCAAAUGAUCGCCACCACUAUGGACCAGAACAAAAAUAAACAACGUAAGAAAGUAACGAAAGUCGCUCAGACUAUAGCGAAAUCUGAAAUAGAGCGUAAACUUUCGGCAACGGCUGCGAUUGAUCCGCAGAGUCCACAUUUGCAUGUACCACACGCCAAAGGUUUACCUUUAGCAACUACGCCAGCUACUCCAGCGGGCAAUAUACUUGAUAUGCAGGGAAAAAUUACACAGACACCAACAACAGCUCCAGUUAGCACGGAUGUUGAUGGCACUACGGAACCCACAAUAAAUAUAGAACAUUGCGAUGACCAAUCUGAUGGUGUAGAGAGUGAUACGCAAGCGCAGCCCUUGAUUGGUGCUGAGCAGCAAAAUAGCGAAGCUAGCGCAAGCUUAGCAAUACCCACAACAGAUGGCGAAGAAGCCGCUUUGCAGUCGAAUGGUGUUGGCAGCAGUGAAUAUAUUAAUUCUGUAGGCGUACGCUUUACACAACAAAACUCCAUUGAUGGCUCAGAAGGUUCAGCAUCUUUGCAGCCUUAUGGUCUACCAUGCAUUCAAGAGCUUUUCCGCUUCCUUAUACUACUGUGCAAUCCUUUAGAUAAACAAAAUACGGACACCAUGAUACAUAUGGGUCUGAGUCUGCUUACAGUAGCUUUUAAAGUGGGCGCUGAUAAUAUUGGCAAAUACGAUACAUUGUUGGAACUGGUGAAGGAUGAUUUGUGCAGGAAUUUGUUUGCAUUAAUGAACUCGGAGCGCUUAACUAUCUUCGCUGCUGACUUGCAGCUCUGCUUUCUGGUUUUUGAAUCGCUUCGUGGCCAUCUGAAAUUCCAAAUGGAGGCAUACCUCAAAAAGCUGUCUGAGAUUAUUGCCAGCGAUAGCCCCAAAACUCCUUAUGAAAUGCGCGAGCUUGCGCUGGACAAUCUGCUACAAUUGUGGCGUAUACCAGGUUUCGUCUCAGAGCUGUAUAUUAAUUACGAUUGCGACCUCUACUGCACUGACCUCUUUGAAGGUCUUGUUAAUUUGCUCUCCAAAUAUACACUCUCCGCCACAAAUGCUGUUUAUAGCACACACAUAAUUUCAUUAGACACGCUUACCUCCGUUAUUGAGAAUAUCGAACAAAAUUGCAUAGCUUCAAAGAAUGUUAGCAAUGAAGAUGGCACCACUGGCGUGGGUGUCACUUCCUCUAGUCGCCAUUCGCGUCAUAAUUCCGAGUUGGAGGGUAUAAUUAUCGAUGGCAAUAAUGAUGAUAACAAAUCGGUUGUAGAAAAUAUUUCAAAAUUCAUAAAUAGCUCCUCACGUUUACGGCUGGGCGCUGGUGGUGUACCCAAUGUGGGUCUCACACGUGAAUACCUCACCAAUGUGAAGGAGAAGAAACGUGUCUUAACACAAGGCACCGAAUUAUUCAAUCAACGUCCCGAUAAGGGCAUACAGUAUUUGCAGGAACAUGGCAUACUCAGCGCCCAACUCGAUCCCAUGGAGGUUGCUUUGUUUUUACGUGAAAAUCCUGGCUUGGAUAAAAAAAUGAUUGGCGAAUACAUAUCAAAGAAGAAGAAUGUGGAUUCGAAAAUUUUAAUGAAUUUCGUAGAUUCGUUCGAUUUUGCAGGCUUGCGCGUCGAUCAAGCCCUACGUUUAUAUUUGGAAACCUUCCGUUUGCCAGGUGAAGCACCGCUCAUAUUUCUGGUGCUAGAACAUUUCGCCGAUCAUUGGCAUAAACAAAAUAACGAGCCGUUCGCCAACACAGAUGCCGCUUUCAGUUUAGCUUAUGCCAUUAUAAUGUUAAAUAUGGACCAGCAUAACUCAAAUGCUAAGCGUUUGAAUGUGCCUAUGACACAAGAGGACUUUUUGAAGAACUUACGCGGUUUGAAUGGUGGCAUAGACUUUGAUCAGGAGAUGCUUUCAACCGUUUUCAAUGCUAUUAAGAAUGAGGAAAUUGUUAUGCCUGCUGAACAGACAGGUCUGGUACGCGAGAAUUACUUAUGGAAAGUAUUGUUGCGUCGCGGUGUUGGCCCAGAUGGUGCUUUCAAAUAUGUGCAGGAUGCAGCUUACGAUCUGGAGGUCUUCAAUUUGCUUUGGGGUGCUUCUUUGAGCGCAUUAAGCUUUAUGUUUGAUAAGAGCUCGGAGAAUGGUUAUCAGCGUAUAUUGGCUGGUUUCACAAAAUGCGCCGGUAUUGCAGCUCACUACAAUUUGCAUGCCAAUUUUGAUGCCCUCAUUCUUACGCUCUGCAAAUUCACUACACUUUCGAACCUCUCCCAACCGGAGGCACCCACCGUCUCCAACAACGAACUCACACAAUCGGUUAAUUUCGGUUUCAAUGGCAAAGCUCAAGCCGCAAUGCGUACAGUCUUUGCGCUGGUACAUGAUUAUGGUGAUUGCUUGCGCGAAGGUUGGAAGCACAUCCUGGAAUUAUUCCUACAAUUGUUCCGUUUGAAAUUGCUACCAAAAUCUCUAAUCGAGGUGGAAGAUUUCUGCGAGGAGAACGGCAAGACGCAACUGAAAUUAGAGAAGCCAAGUCAAAAGCAAGAAGCUAGUCUCUUCUCUAGUCUCUACUCAUAUCUCUCUUCGGAGGGUCAACGCGAGCCAACUUACGAUGAGCAAGAAUUCAUAAAGAUGGGCAAAAAGUGCAUAAAAGAAUGCCAGCUAGAUCAGAUGAUACAAGAAUCGAAGUUUGUGCAGCUGGAAUCGCUGCAAGAGUUGCUCAGAAAUCUUUUAGCACUCAUUAAACCACCCACAGCACACAAGCUGGACGAGAGUGCUGCACCGUACGCCGAAGACGUUGUUGUCUUCUGGAUGGAGUUGCUCGUGAAGAUUGUCAUACAAAAUCGCGAUCGCAUGGUGGGCUUGUGGCCGGAUGUACGUGAUCGCAUCUAUCUGCUGCUAAUCGGUGCCACCACCUUCGACUAUGAAUAUUUGCUCAAUCGCAGCAUAGUGGCUGUGCUGAAGUUGGCCAUUUACUUGAUGCGCAACGAAGAACUCUGCCCAAUUGUGCUGCAGUCACUUAAAAUGCUGCUCACACUGAAGUCACCUGUAAUCUUACGCAUUUCGCGACAGAUUUCUACAGGCGUUUAUGAGUUGCUCAAGACUUCGGCGCAAAAUAUACACUCCGAACAAGAUUGGCAGAUAAUAUUUACCAUACUAGAAUGUGUAGGCGCUGGCGCAGUGCCGCCUGAAUUUGUUGACACCAAUUUGCCACAGCUGCCGGCUGAGUUGGCUGGUGGUGUUGUGGGAGUUGCGGCGAGCUUGGAUGGAGCUUUGAGCAGCGAGGAGGAUUCUGGUUUACCAGAUCGUGGCUAUUUAUCCGAUACAGACGCGAGUGGCAAGCAACAACAGCAGCAGCAGCCACAGCAAACGCAAGAACAACAGCAACAACAAUCACAGCGAACAAAUUCCACCACUAAUAGUUCAUUUCCUUCGAGUCCAACGGCGGAGAAUUGGAUUUUGGUGAACAAAGAUAGCGAUUUGUCAACGCAAUCGCGCCCACAAUCCCCACCGACUGCAAUAGCUGCCAGCUUAUCAGCACCCGCAACCGCUGCCUCGCCGCUCAUCUAUAACUGUAAGCUGGGUGAGCACUCGCCCAUUGCGCUCUUCAAAUGCUGGGACUCGCUUGCAUUCAUCGUGCGCAAUGUCGCACACAUCACACCCUACAACUUCGAGUCGUGUGUGUGUUGCAUACGCACUUUCGUUGAAUGCUGCCGUGAUGGUGGCAUUGCACAGCGUCGAAAACUCGAAGCAGAGCUGUCUGCCAGGACGGCCAAUGCAAACACUGCUGCCGCGCAGCGUCGUAAGGUUUCGGUUAAGCGAAAUGAACGUGAGGCGCAACGUAAGGCAAAUGCUGGUGGCGAUUAUUAUGGUCAAGAUCAACGUGGUGGCGAUCCUAAAGAGGAGGAUUUGCGACAACGCUAUGAAACGCUCUCAAUACAAUUGAUUGACCUCAUGUAUACGCUGUAUACGCGUACAGCGCAAAUAUUUCGCUGGUGGGCCGAGGAGGAGUGUGCCGUGCCGCAGUGUUCCGCCUUGUGGGCGCAAGGUUGGUGUCCACUUCUGCAGGGUAUUGGACGUCUUGCCAUGGAUCGUCGCCGUGAAGUGCGCACUUAUGCUAUAUCCUGCUUGCAGCAACGCGCAUUGCUUGUGCACGAUUUGCAGACAUUGUCGGGCGUUGAAUGGGCAUCGUGUUUCAAGCAGGUUUUAUUCCCGCUGCUCAACGAAUUAUUGCCGGAGAGUGCUUCGGUGGCGCAUUUAGAGAUUGUAUUGUUGGAGGAGUCGCGUAUACGUACGGCUACUAUUAUGUCGAAGGUCUUCUUACAUCAUCUGACACCUUUAAUUGAAUUGGGCACGGCUUUCAAUGAGCUCUGGGUGGAUAUACUGGAUUAUAUUGAGAAGUUUAUGAAGGUCGGCUCAGACAUGCUCUCGGAGCAGAUGCAGGAAAUAUUGAAGAAUAUGUUGUUGGUAAUGCAUUCGGUGCGAGUGUUCCAUAAUGAUGAUGGCACGUUGCAGUUGGCGUUGUGGGAUUUGACUUGGAAGCGUAUUGGCGAAUUUUUGCCAAUCAUCAAGGAGGAGCUGUUCCAUGAUGAAGAUAAGCGCGCUCAAGUAAUGUCGGUGACCAAUGCCGCAUCCCCGCCACCACCGCCGGCGGCAGCAGCUGCAGCAGCAGCAGCAGAAAGUCCAACAUCGGCGAACAGCAAUGCAGCAAUUAAAACAACAGCAGAUACCCAGCAGCCUGUCUUGUUGCCACCCACGCCAUUGAUGCUGCCAGGAGAUAUCCAAACGUACAGUGCGACAACUUUUGCUGGAGAAACAGCAGCAGCAACAGCAGCGCACACGCAACGACCACACUCAGCAGAGUUGUUGACCAGUACACAGCGACGUAUCGGCGAGUCCACAUCGCCACGUCAUUCAUUGGCCGCAUCGCCAAUCACCACUAAUCCACUGUUGUUAGUGAGUGAUGCGCCUAUUUUAGUGCGUCCAGUGCCCAGUAGUGCUGCGAAAACGGUGGUGGAGACUUCUACUCAGCCCCUGGUGGUGCCAACAGUUGCCGCACCAGCUAUUUUACCUGAUUUAGUGCAUGACACUACACAAGUUGGCGCUCAUUUGCCGGUUGCCGUUGAAAAGCAAACGGACAGCGCGUCCAUAACGGUGCAACAACCGUUGGUCGUCAACAACACCGUGCAGAGUAAUAUUUACAGUAGUUAUUCAUAUGCUAUUGAGCUGCCCGAGACGCCGCCAGUUGCUGCUAUUACUCACGCAGAACACCAACAACAUGAACAACAGCAGCAGCAACAACAACAGCAACAAUUGCAUCAGCAACAUACAGAUUACGCUGCUGCUCAGACACUUGUCUCACAACAGUACCAAUUCCAAGAACAAUUAUUCCAACAACUGCAACAGCAACAACAACAACAACACACUUUAUACAAUCAACAUUCGCUUGAGGUCCAACGGUCCGUCACUAUGCCACACACAGCGGACGGACAGCAGUUGGGACAACAACAGUCCGUUGUAGACCACAAGCCGGUCGAUAAUGUGCCAAUACCUAGCAACCAACAACAGCAACAAUCCUACUACACCAGUGCACCUUAUGUUGCAAUGCAAAAUUUGAAAUCGCAACAACAACAACAACAGCAACUUCAACUACAAACAAAUCCUGCCAUUGUAUCGAGCUUCGCCACGCAACCAAUGCAAUAUCAUCCCACACUACAGCAGCAACAGCAGCUGCAACAACAAAGUGGCGAAAUGGAUAUCUAUCAAGAAUAUCUUAAAAAUCCCUAUAAUCUCUCAGCGCCCAGUGGUCGUGCGGAGCUUUCAACGCCACCCACAGCGUUGACAAAUGUUUUUGCUGCAUCACCAGCGAGUUACUUUAAUGCGAGCGUAGAUCCCAGCUCAAUACCGCCCGGUUCGGAGAUGCUCUACGGUCAGCCAUAGAGUGGGUAGCUGAAGAAAAUUGUAGUUAAUUACAUAUAACGAAUUAUAAAUACAAAUAUACAUACGUACAUACAAAUGACUAAGUAUGCCUACAAGUGAAGUUUGCUGCAAGCAACACGUUAAAAUGAAAACUUUUGGAAUUAUAAUUUUUAAUUAAAAAACAAAAACAAAUAAAAAGUUUAUGUUUACUUCCACCCUUUAUGAUUUAAGCGUAUUAACGCAUUUACGCAAAGGAAAUUCCAUAAGAAUUUUAAGUAAGUGCAAUAUACAAGAAAUUUGGAAAGGUAUUGUGAGCAUAUAAAAUUAUUAUUAAUAAAAAAGUAAGUUCGCGAAAAUGAGGCAAAUUGCAAAGUGAAAAAAUGUAAACGAAACGCGAUUUGCAGCGAUUUGCCAUUAUUGAUUUGUCAAAACAUGUUUUAUUGUAUUUUUUACACAUCCAAAUUUAUAUAUAUAUAAAAUUUUAAAUAUUUACACAUACAUCU
This is a messenger RNA of Ceratitis capitata (Mediterranean fruit fly), 7365 nucleotides long. RefSeq names its product Golgi-specific brefeldin A-resistance guanine nucleotide exchange factor 1 (gene garz). The transcript has 10 exons. The record is from RefSeq and is a predicted model, not a curated record. Gene Ontology annotation, biological process: regulation of ARF protein signal transduction. Gene Ontology annotation, molecular function: guanyl-nucleotide exchange factor activity. Lineage: Eukaryota; Metazoa; Arthropoda; Insecta; Diptera; Tephritidae. The coding region runs from base 329 to 6883 and encodes 2184 amino acids.